AAUUCCAAUCAUUCCCGAUAAUUUUUCCCGAUCAUAUACAUUUUGGCAAUGCAUUAAGAAAAAAAUGAAUAAAACUCUGACAAAUAUAUACAUUCAACGUACAGUACUGUAUUUGUUAUGAAAAUAAAUCCUCAAGAUGGCGUUUACAUUAUUAACAUUCUUUCUGUGAGAGGCAUCCACGGAUAGAAAGACUUGUGACUUUGUAUAUUGUGACUAAAUAUUGCCAUCUAGUGUAUUUGUUGAGCUUUCAGUAAAUGAUACUGUAGCCAUGCCCCAAUGUAGAUUGUGACUAAAUAUUGCCAUCUAGUGUAUUUGUUGAACUUUCAGUAAAUGAUACUGUAGCCAUGCCCCAAUGCAUGAUGGGAAGUGGAACCAUGACUGUGCGUAGUGCUACCAAUUGAUAUAUCUUCUCUGCAUUGGGAAAUAAAAUAAGGUGUUGAGAAAAAGAUCAAUUGCUACUUUGCUUCCCCACAUUGCUUCCCACGAUAUUUCUAAUCGUAGGGUUCGGGAUUGUAAGCCUUUAGCCAAUUAAAAAAGGCUCCAAAGGCUGUCAAAAUUCACUCUACUCAUUUUACGCUGCCUUUUAUCUCUCUAUAUAGGUAAAAUGGUGCCAUUACAGAUUGAGCGCGACAAUGCGUGAGUGGGUCGUGCAGCGCAUGCAUUAAUUGCGUUAAAUAUUUUAACGUGAUACUUUUUUUUUUUUUUUUAUUAAUUACCUCUGUUAUAGGGAUAAAUUUGAUAACCCUACCUUAAGCCUAAACUAAAGACUCUGGAUGAGUGUAACAUAUUAUGUCUGUAACGUUAAAUACAAUUACAAAAACAAUUUAAUUAAGAUAUAUAUAUUAAAAAAAGGCAUGGCCGAUAUUUUUUGCCGAUUCCACUACUUUGAAAAUGACGUGAUCGGACCCGAUUGAUCGGGACAUCUCUGUUCAAAACGGUUGGUCGAGCAUGUUUGGUUGUCAAUGGGACAUCAACAUUACAAAUUUUGAAAAAAGAUUUUGGGAUUUGUUUGUCUUUUUGGGUUCAAAAUGUGGAUUAUAAUUGGUCAGUGAAGAAAACAACAGUUUGGACAUGAAGUGCAAGGUGUCCUGAAAAAAGGGACCCAAUUUGGCCAUUGUGAACAUUCUGUUCUUUGAAAUAUAAAGACAACAUCAAAUGCAUGCAAAUUCGGCCAAAAUAGGCUUAGGUGUUAAACGGUUAACGAUGUUUCCAACAAUUUGCUACCUUGCAUAGCAAAGAUCCACUAGUUUAAAUGCUACACUAUGCUAAUGUUUACCAGAUAGUUUCUGGCGCGCACUAGAUUGUUUCAAUAGCUUUGCUUUAUGUUACAAGUGGCAAUCCUAUUUGUUAUUUUUCUGUUUAUUUUUUGAUCCCAAUAAAAGCCAUCUUUUGAGCAAAUGUGCCUAAACCAAACUGCAUGUUUUUACGGCGUUAAUCCCUGGUAAUGAAAUGUGAUCCGUGGGCACAAUGAGCGCAGAUAUCAUCUGGCGAGCUAUUAAAUCCGUCGUGAAAGGGAUGAGAUGGUGCUUAUUGUUAUCAGCUCUCAAAAGGCCGCAUGAGAGGAGCUUAGACACAUUGUGGAAAUGCAUUGGUUCUAUCGCCGGCCUGCUGUGAAAUCAACCCAAAAACUCAUCAUUAACUCAUCACCAGAUGGUUCGUCGUCCAUCCGUCCAGUAUCAUAUUCAUUAUUUAUUGUUUCAAUAAUCAUCUGAGAUGCCGAAAGAAAACCGUUGCUGUUUUUUUCCCUUUAAAUCCGUCUUUCUAAUACUGAGAUUUGCUCUCUAAACCCGCCAACAAUGAGGAUCUUUGGCGCUUUUCCACAUCUCAUUUUAUGCAGCCAAAAUCUGAUGAAAAAGGAAUGAAGGAAAACAUCUCUCGGGCAGAGAGCAGUGUUGCCGAGGCUGCCGACAUGGAGAGGCAAAAGUUCCCGUUCACCAUUGAAGACAUUCUGAGGAACUAUCCCUCAACGGCGCGGGACGAUGCGCCCGUUUGGCGUUUGUGUUGUUGCUGCUGCUGCUGUUGCUGUUGCGGCGGAAGAACUGACCAUCCGCGUCAAGGUUGGGCUGGGAUGUCGGAACCCGGUGUUCGAGAAGAAGACGAUGAAGCUGAAGCGUAUGUGGAGGUGGUGGCCCAAAAGCCCAGGAGGACCCGGCGGCACCGGACCAUCUUCACCGAGGAGCAGUUGGAUGCCCUGGAAGAACUCUUCCUACGGAACCACUACCCGGACGUAAAUGCCCGGGAAAAGUUAGCGCAGACCACUCGUCUCAGAGAAGAGAGAGUUGAGGUUUGGUUUAAAAACCGUAGAGCGAAGUGGAGGCGCCAGAGACGACUCUCAUUUAACACGGAAAACUAACUUUUUAUGGACCGCCAUCGAUGGGAGCGUAUUGCUGGCACACAUGAAAAAAUUCCAAGUUCAGCAUCAAAUUUCACAUUGAAGCAAAUUUUACCAUUCAAACAGUGAGAAUGUUGAAUGCUUUGAAUGUCUGAUUAACUGGAAAUGAUUCACAACAAGAAAAGUGUCUCGAUGAACAAAUUGUUGUUGUUUAAACACACUUAGUCAUGUGAAAAAAUUAAGACACCCCAUGAAAUAUUUAGUUCUUUAUUAAGAAAUGUUCUCAUAUCAA
Messenger RNA from Corythoichthys intestinalis (scribbled pipefish), 2624 nucleotides. Its product is annotated as homeobox protein goosecoid-2. The record is from RefSeq and is a predicted model, not a curated record. Gene Ontology annotation, molecular function: RNA polymerase II cis-regulatory region sequence-specific DNA binding; DNA-binding transcription factor activity, RNA polymerase II-specific. The coding region runs from base 1832 to 2353 and encodes 173 amino acids. The transcript is spliced from 4 exons. Gene Ontology annotation, cellular component: nucleus. Gene Ontology annotation, biological process: regulation of transcription by RNA polymerase II. Lineage: Eukaryota; Metazoa; Chordata; Actinopteri; Syngnathiformes; Syngnathidae.